UUAAAGACUGAUCGAAUUUGUAAAUUAUAAACUUACAGUAGGGUUUUUAUAAAUGCUUCAUUUCCUCCUAAUCAUAAGCACUAUCAAAAGAGAAACAACAGCACUUCAGCUCUGGAAAUACAAGCGUCUUUGCUGUCAUAAUUCAAGCAGUCACCAUGGGAUCACUGAAGGGUCUCAUUGUCCUCUGCCUGCUUGAUCUGUGUGUUCAAAGCAUUCAGGGUGACGUGAAACCUGCUGCCAUUGCUAAAAUUAUCCAAUAUUUUGCAGACAAUGUCCAGCCACAGACUGAUAAAGGUCAACCUUCACAGUAUGCAUUUGCAAUUACUGUCCCCAAUGCUCAGUGUACAUCAGAACAAUCUGAUAUCCAGACUGUGUUCAGCAAGAAAGAGGCAGAAUACGUAAAAAGUGUGAUCUCUAAAGGAGACACAUGUAUACUCUGCUCACAGUCAGGCUUGGAGUUAGGCAUUGUCAUUGCUACUAGGCCAAAUAGAAUAACUAAGGAACAUUCUGAGCAUAUUCUGCUCUAUCCUCUAGGUAAUUCUCCCAUGGACAAACUUCUAGCGAAGGCAGAUCAGAAUAGCUGUAUAGUUUUCUAUUCAUACAACUCACCUUGUGUAAAGAAAUGCAUUAAGAGCGAAGACAAUAUUCUGGAUGGCCUUUCAAACUGGAAGAAUAUCCGGAAAGAUGCAAUGAAUGUUUUUGUCUUUGAAAAGAUCUGGCCAAAAGAUGCCCGGAAGAAGGACAUGGCCGAAAAUCUCAUGAAGAUUCACGACCAAGUGCCUCUUUAUCGGUGUAACAACACUAAUGGGAUGGAAUGCCGGAACUGUGUGGAAAAAAACACUAGAAAUGUGAUUCCUUUCUGUCUGUCUGUCUGAAAAGUAAAAUUUUUGUAUUUCCUGGAAAUGCUGUUCAAUGAUCAAAAGCUGACAUGUUAAUGAAUAAUUCCCACCUAAUGAAUAACUCCCACUUCAUUUAAAAAAAAAAAAACCCUCUCAUAAAAAUAUUUUUGCAUGACACAGGUUAGGAAGUCUGUUAUUAUUUACCAAACAGAUAUUUCUUUCUAAGUAUUAUGCUUAUUAUGCUUUAUUUCUAAGUAUUAUGCUUAAACACCUAUUCUGUGCCCAGUAAAAUAUUUUAAUCUGU
Molecule: messenger RNA, 1143 nt
Organism: Hemibagrus wyckioides
Lineage: Eukaryota; Metazoa; Chordata; Actinopteri; Siluriformes; Bagridae
Exons: 3
Coding region: 156-875 (239 amino acids)
Source: RefSeq, a predicted model, not a curated record